This is a messenger RNA of Erpetoichthys calabaricus (reedfish), 1607 nucleotides long. RefSeq names its product uroplakin-1a-like. The record is from RefSeq and is a predicted model, not a curated record. The transcript is spliced from 8 exons. Gene Ontology annotation, cellular component: membrane. Lineage: Eukaryota; Metazoa; Chordata; Cladistia; Polypteriformes; Polypteridae. Bases 239 to 1000 code for a protein of 253 amino acids.
UUUAAUUUUACGCGGCAGAGGAGACGACUGAGGUGCCCCGGCCCGGCAGCGUGGGGUUCUAGUCACUCAUUCAGCGGGGUGCGCGACAACCCAUUCGUUUGGACGUUUGUAAUCAAGGUAAAUUCUUCAGACCGGUUUAAAUUUAAAACGUAAGCUUCCGUUACGACAUUGCGGCUUUAAAGCUAAUUGCUCCCAUUGAGGCUAUCAGGUGGCCGCUGCACAGGUAAGGAAAUUUGAGAUGGCAAUGAGUGAUGAAGAGAAAGGAGGCUCGGUAGGACUUAAAGCCUUGCUGGUCUUCUGCAAUGUGAUUAUUGCGCUCUGUGGUCUGACGCUUUAUGCGGAGACCAUCUGGGUUGCAACCGAUGCCUACAAGGUGUACCCCAUCGUGGGUGUGACUGGGAAAGAUGACAUCUUUGCUGGGGCCUGGAUUGCCAUUUUCACGGGCUUCGCUUUCUUUUGUACGGCCAUCUAUGGGAUAUUUGCAUUGAUUCAGGAAAAUCGUCUAAUGGUGGUGUUGUAUCUCGGGCUCCUGUUGAUUGUCUACAUUUUUGAAUGUGCCUCGGCCAUAACGUCCUUCACUCACCGUGACUAUAUGGUGUCCAGCAGCAACCUGAUCAAGAAGCAGAUGCUCCGAUAUUACACUGACAAUUCAACCCCAGGGCAGCUGAUUACAAAUACCUGGAAUAAAAUCAUGCUAGGGCAACAAUGCUGCGGCACUGACGGCCCCCUGGACUGGAUCAACUACAACUCCACCUUCAGCGCCACCAACACAGCGCCUUGGCCUCUGAACUGCUGCGUGCGCCUGCGCAACUUCGAGGUGGCCGACCAAGGCGCCUGCUACGCCGGAGAUGUCCGCUACGUGCUUACAGACGGCUGCUUCAGCUACAUUGCAUAUUCCAUCAACCGAUACACCUGGGGAGUCUCCUGGUUUGGAUUUGCCAUCCUACUGUUUACGUUGCCAGUGAUGCUCUUGGCGAUGCUGUUCUAUGUUCGCAUCUGAGGGAUUUCACGUUGUUUAUGGCGCAGAGUUGAAGGAAUUAAAGUCUCCUGACGCAGAAACACGAGAAGCAAGACAAUCGGAUUUUGAACCCUCCGCCAUUUUGCUCUUAUUCUAGAAACUUAUUCUGACGUGCAGGCUACUCAGCUGCACCCGUCCUCGGACUUGGCCCAAAUCUUUGAGUUACCGAACUGAAGAUUUGUGGACAACACCACGUGUUUGUGUGUGAGGCACCAAUUUACAUAAGCGGCACUUUCAAGGGGGGGGGGGCGCACCUGCUUGAUUUGCUCCGAACCUCUCACUGUGGGAACGCAAACUCUUCAGAGCGAAGUUAAUAAAAGCCCCUCCUGCAAAAGAGCAGUUAAAGGCCGCGUAAAAUAAAUUCGGAGUAAUUCGUUGCGGGUGUGUCAUUGUCCGCCAUUCCCUCAAAGAAAAUUUUCAAAAGCGAUGCAAACACCUGACCGUCCAUCGGUUAUAAGCGUCCUUGAAUAACCACAAGGGGGCAGCAGUGUCCGCGUGUCUCGGUCUUUUCGCCGAGUAUUCCGAAGGCCCACGGGCCGGACUGGCUGGCGGCUCAACAUUCGCUCUGCGUGAGUCGGCGUUUUGGAAG